Molecule: messenger RNA, 1404 nt
Organism: Poecilia latipinna (sailfin molly)
Lineage: Eukaryota; Metazoa; Chordata; Actinopteri; Cyprinodontiformes; Poeciliidae
Product: claudin-10-like
Exons: 5
Coding region: 181-900 (239 amino acids)
Cellular component (GO): membrane; bicellular tight junction
Molecular function (GO): structural molecule activity
Source: RefSeq, a predicted model, not a curated record
CUCGUUCACUUUGAGACACGCGUGUCCGUCCCUCACAAGGUGAGCGAUCAAGAUGUCCUGUCUGUUAAUCAUCUUUGUGAAACACAUGUCCACAGUGUAAUUCUACCUGCCUGAGGUCUUUUUUAUUUCUCCUUAUAUCUUGAUAUUGACAAAGACAGCACACAUUAUUAAAGCUAUCAAAUGACAGGCUGGCAGAUUCUGGCUUUCCUCAGUGGCCUAGCCGGGCUCUGCGCCACCAUCGCCGCCACGGUGUCCAAUGAGUGGAGGGCCACGAGCCGAGCAUCCUCGGUCAUUACAGCCACAUGGGUGCUCCAGGGUCUGUGGAACAACUGUGCUGGGAAUGCCAUUGGAGCGCUACACUGCAGACCUCAUCUUACCAUCUUCAACCUUGAAGGUUACAUCCAGGCUUGCAGGGGACUGAUGAUUGCAGCCAUCUGCUUGGGUUUGUUCGGUUCCGUGUUUGCUCUUGUAGGAAUGAAAUGCACCAAAAUUGGAGGAAGCGACAAGAACAAAGCCAGGAUCGCCUGCUUUGCUGGUGUAGACUUUAUUCUCUGUGGCAUCUGCUCACUUUCUGCCUGUUCUCUCUAUGCACACCGGAUAACAACUGAGUUUUUUGACCCGAUGUUUAUGUCUCAGAAGUAUGAGCUGGGAGCUGCUCUCUUCAUCGGCUGGGCCGGUGGUAUCCUCUGCAUUCUGGGGGGCAGUGUCUUCUGCUUCUCAGUUGCAGAUUCUUUUUCAAGAAGCCACAGUCAGGCAAACUAUAUCUACAGAGGCGCUGCCUCACAUUCACACAUCACCGCCUACACAAGAGGGCAGACGAAGCCUGUAAAGGAAGGGCAUGCUGCAGACAACAGCAGCUCCUCCAGGGUGCAGCACUUUGAUAAAAAUGCAUAUGUGUAAGGGAGGUGAAUCCAAAUCUUUUAAACCUAAAGUCGUUGGUGGACUUUUAGGAGUUUUACCUUCAGCAUGUGAGAUGUGACAACAGCAGCAGUGGGGUUCAGUCUAAUAGCAGCUGAGGUCACGAAAUAGAUUUGUGUUUCACCUGUAUUUCAGUUUUAAAUUUUUAUUUUUUUUUUUUUUUUGUCUUCAAGGCAAAGUACUUUAAAGGUUUUCUGACAUAGUUUACUCAAUGUUUUCGUUCUGAAUAUAAAAACAUGAAAAGUGUGGACCAGGAAUGAGCUUGUUUGAUCAAAUAUGGUCAUAAUUCUCUGUGUAUUUCUAUGAAACUUUUGAAUGUAUGUUACUUUUAUUUGCAUUUUGGUUUAGUUGCUUGUACCUGUAACUGUAUCAAAGCCAUACUGACAAAUUUAGAAAUUGUAACAUUUGAUACAUUUGAACAUUUGUCAUUGUGUAUUUUUAGUUGUGUUUAUAUCAAAAUAGAUUAAAAAAAAUAUUGAGAUCUGA